Trichosporon asahii var. asahii CBS 2479 is the source of this 1089-nucleotide messenger RNA. RefSeq lists its product as uncharacterized. Lineage: Eukaryota; Fungi; Basidiomycota; Tremellomycetes; Trichosporonales; Trichosporonaceae. Bases 1 to 1089 code for a protein of 362 amino acids. The record is from RefSeq and is a predicted model, not a curated record. The transcript has a single exon.
AUGCUCGGAACACGGUGCCUCCUCAGGCAGGCGCUGCUUCCUCGGCACUACCCUUCGCGGCCACCACCGCCGACCCGCGAGCUGCUCCAGCGAGCAGACGCCCUCCUCCGUGAACGGCCAACAACAACGAGCGCCUGCCACACGCACCUCGACACAGUUUACGCGCUGAUCAAAGAUCUGCAACCGCGAAAUGCGCAAAGGGAGAGCUGGAAGGCGUGGAGCGCCAAGAUGAAGCUGUGGACCCACUGGCUCGACGGCAUCAGACAGCUGCACGGCCUGGGUGCGCUCGCCUUGCGAAAGCCCGACGGCCGACAACGCCUAAAGGCAGACGACUUCACGCCGCUCCUGCUCUCGCUCCAGUCUCCGAGCUGGAUGGAAACCCGUGCUGCGAAGGAAGGCACCGUGAAGCCCGACAUCGACCGCGUUUUCAAGACAAUGUACGAGCUCGGCCUGCGCCCGACGCCGUUCCACCUCAUGCUAGCGCUGCAGCGGGUGCCGAUUGGGGAAAUGCUCGGCCGCGCGGAGAGGAUAGAGAAUCCCAAGUCUGAGGCUCUCGGAGGGCUUGACAGGGUUGCGCUCCAGCUCCGACCCAUGCUUCGCCGGAGUAUGCUGAGCCGGGUGGGUCUGCGCCGCCGCUCCGGUGUGCGACACCACGAGGUCGAGCUGCAGAAGCUGCAACACUACGUCGAUUGGCAGGUCAUCGAGGCCGUGGCCCGGGGAGAUGCGAGGUUUGAGCCUGCGCUCCAGGCCGCCAGGGAGUCGAGAGCGAAGCUGCUCGCGAGUCUUCUAGACAAGAUCAUCCGUGCCGACCUUGGCGAGGACGUGCGGAUAGAGAUGGAGGAGCUCAACGCUGCGUUCCUCCACAUCAUGGAUGUGCUGCAGCUUGGCACGUCGCCGGGGUUCGUCGACUCGGAGGGCAAAGGUGUCGACCUCGCGGACCCGAUUGAGGCGUACAAGCUGCUCGUUGCUGGCACCGACAUUUUCAAGCGCGGGGACGGCGGCCAGAGCCAGAGCCUGCCCUCACAGAACAGUCUCCGACAACGGCGUCUGAACCGCAUCGAACACAACUCCAACCACCUCCAGUACUAG